Dibothriocephalus latus is the source of this 585-nucleotide messenger RNA. NCBI's taxonomy places the organism in Eukaryota, Metazoa, Platyhelminthes, Cestoda, Diphyllobothriidea, Diphyllobothriidae. The record is from the annotation of a GenBank genome assembly.
CUGGGUGAUUUGGCCGUCAACGCGGCCCAGGGCACACCGGCCAUAAUUUGGUGCGAGCAAUGCGGCAUCUUCUACUGUGAGGAGUGUCGGGACAGGUGUCAUCCCCAGAAGGGUCCCCUGCUGAAACACACCCUGCACUCAGCUCAACGAGGCGCUGAAAUUGUGCGCCAGAAGCGUCAAAACAAGCUCCCCGCCUGUCCUGCUCAUCCGCACGAAGCGGCUUCACAGUUCUGUCUGGCUUGCCGUGUCGCCCUCUGCAAUGAAUGUAUCAUUAACGAUCCCGCCCAACUCACGUGUGUACGUAGCCCCAACAAGUAUGGACAACAUGUAAAACAGGAGCUGCAACCCCUACAGACUUUCUGCAAAAAUAAGAAGGGCUCGAUGUCCAUCCGGUCGGAUGCCGGCCCGGUCGUGCUCUCGAAAUGCGUCACUGGUUUGUACCGUGCCGCCUGCUCAGAGGGCAUCAUACCCCGCCCCCUUCAGCGUGGCAGACGUGUUCGAAGCGGCUUCAUUUGCGUCUGCCGAGACCUCCACAUCGAGCGAGGUCACUUGAAGGCGGAAGAAGAGGGAGUCAUCAUCAGUUAG